Messenger RNA from Papilio xuthus (Asian swallowtail), 714 nucleotides. RefSeq lists its product as uncharacterized. Bases 47 to 529 code for a protein of 160 amino acids. The record is from RefSeq and is a predicted model, not a curated record. NCBI's taxonomy places the organism in Eukaryota, Metazoa, Arthropoda, Insecta, Lepidoptera, Papilionidae. The transcript is spliced from 3 exons.
UCCUAACGGAGCGCACGUGCUUUUAACACUAUCCGCGUACAUUCGAAUGUGCUGUAACAAUAAAAUGCUCGUGUUUGUUCUUUUCGUUUCCGGACUGAUAUCAUACGUUUCGCCAGAAAGUUGCUUCUACCAGCGUUGUCUUAGCUGCCAUCCCCAAGAGGUUAUAUGGCCAGGCACGCCAUUAGAGUGUCAUCCAUCAAAUUGGGUGUCAGCACAAUGGGUACACAAUAUAGGACAUCCGCCACCAUCGACAGAUUCAAAAGUACGAAUAGAAUAUCGUUGCCUGAAAAUGGUAGCAACACCGGAUGAUAAAUCAUUUGGCAACACUGUGGACGUUAUUCGAGGCUGCGUACCACGUGCGCAAGUUGACUCAGUCUGUCUCGCUCUAGAGGCAGUAGAGCGCGCCCGGGGCCAUAGUGACGCGCACUGCUUUAUUUGCAACAAGAAUAAUUGCAACUCAGCCUCGCGAACAAAUCUCGCGAUAGCAACACUGGCCGCCAUUUUGUUCCUGUACUAUAUUCUAAGGUGAAUGACGAUAAUAUAAUCAAUACUAGCUGUCGCCCGCGGCUUCUUAUACAUUCGUCCAGGCUAUGUUAUUACAUCUAUGACAAAUUUCAGCGAGAUCCAUGCAGCCCAUCUGGCGAUACUUUAACAAGCCAUCCAGCCAGAAAUUCGCUUUUAUAAGAAUAUUUAGACAAUAAGUAGUAAGAUAAU